Molecule: messenger RNA, 2499 nt
Organism: Durusdinium trenchii
Lineage: Eukaryota; Dinophyceae; Suessiales; Symbiodiniaceae
Source: the annotation of a GenBank genome assembly
AUGCUGCAUUUCACCAUCCUAUCAUCACACUUGAAAUGGCGGCAUGUGCUCGAAAAUCUGCGUCACGUAGUCCUUGAUGAGGCGCACGUCUAUCGAGGAAGCUUCGGCUCUCACGCUGCGCUGCUCCUGCGCCGCUUUCGGAGAGUGCUGAAGCACUACAAGACCUCGCCCUUGUUCAUUGCCUGCUCAGCAACUAUGUGCAAUGCUGGAGCUUUUUUCACGAAGCUGCUAGCGCUUGAACCAGGGGAAGAGGUUUGCGUGGUGGAUGAAGACACCGCUGGCCGGGGCGACCGGCAGUUUUGCCUUUGGAACCCGCCCCUGUUGGAGGCCUUGCCAGGCCAGCCGAGCCGAGAAGAGCAAAACGCUCGGAAGCGAGCCCGCCACAGUGAGCGCGAAGGGCCGCAGGCUGCACCGCGCCUGCCUCCGGGUGUGGGUUACAAAACACGAUCAUCACCCUAUGAAGAAGCAGCUUGGCUGCUGGCGCAGGCAGCCCGAAGGGGCCAUCGGACGGUCUGCUUUUUGCAGGUUCGUGCAUUGGUGGAGAUCAUUCUCCAGGCUUCUCUCAAGCAUUUGGACGAUCGCCCAGAUUUGCAAGCUCGAAUCGCUGGCUAUCGUGGUGGCUACGCUGCUGUGGAGAGGAGGAAGCUGGAGCGCCGGCUCUUCACGGGUGAUUUGCUUUGUGUGAUUGCCACGAAUGCUUUGGAGCUUGGCAUCGAUAUCGGCGACCUGGACUUGACCCUGCAUGUGGGUAUUCCGCAUACAGUGGCGUCCAUUUGGCAGCAAGCUGGCCGUGCAGGGCGACGUGGACGCCCAUCAGCAGCGAUCCUCAUUGCCAUGGAUGCGCCAUUGGAACAACACUUCUGCAGAAAUCCUGAUGAGUUUUUUUUGAGGUCCAUUGAGGCGCGUGUGCCUGACACUUCCAACGAGCUUCUUCUCAAGGAGCAGUUGCUGAUUCAUGUCUUGCGUAAGCAUGCCCUAGCUCAGGCAGUGGCAGCUGUGACCCUGUAUGGUUUCGUUUCGAACUACAUCAACAUUCCCAUUUGCCAAUAUGUCUUUGGACCGUUGGGCGAGCCGGGGCGAGCAUCCAUCCAGCAGUGCAACAUCUCAGUCUCCCUGACACAGAUGCCAUGGAACUUCAAGAUUUUCUACGGUCUUCUCUUGGAUCGCUUGAGCUUGCUGGGUUCACGAAGGAAGGGCUGGAUCAUUUUUGGUUGGAGCUCUUCUCUUGCAAUCUUAACGUUCAUGGCCGGUUUUGCUCAAAAUCUUGCUGACGAGGGCAACUUUGCUACCUAUAUGAUGCUUUUGAUGGUCAUGUGUUUCUUCUACAUCUUCUCAGACGUGGCUGGGGAUGGCAUGACCAUUGAACUCAGCAAACUGGAAGCGCCGGAAACACGCGGCUACAUUUUGACUACAGGUCAGAUGGUUCGGUUUGCAGCUACAACUGUGACCAAUGUGUUGGGAAUCCUUGGGAUGAACGGACAUUAUUACUAUCCUCCGGACAAAAGGAAGGACAGCAAUGAUACCAUCUUCCCUUUCGAGCUGACCUUCUGGGAAGUUCACAUCGUUUUGGUGUGCCUCACCUUGCCACUCUUGAUCGUGAUGUCCCUACUGCUUCAGGAUCCACCGCAACAGGUUGUGACGACCCACAGCGCCAGUGAUGUGGUAAAGGUGAUGUGGAAGGUCAUGCAAACCAAAGUCAUGUUCUAUCUCAUCAUAUUUGCACUGGGCAAUAUGGCGAUUGCUAGCAUGCUGAAUCCUGCGCAGAACAUUAUUGCCUUCAUUGCUGCUCCAUCCACCUUGCAGAAUUCAGUGGGUACAUUUGCUGGGAAUGCAACGUUUCUCAUUGGUGUGUAUCUCUUCCGCAGGCACUUCAUGCAUCGGAACUGGCGCAUGACCUUCGUGUGGACUGCCGGCAUCCUAGCGCUGAACAACGGCUUCCAGCUGAUGGUCAUCUACAAUGCAUGGGGUGUUGGUCAAGAUGGGUGGUUCUAUGCCUUUGGCAGUAACAUCCUCAUGAUCAUUCAGGGAAUCGCUCAAGUUUUGUCAAGCUUGGCGGUUGUGGAGAUCUCGCCAGCGGGCUAUGAGGCAUCUGUGUACGAGUUCUUGACCAGUAUUCACAAUGCUGGGAUCACCCUGAACUCCAACCUGCAAAACUUGUUUGUGCCGAUCUUCGACUUGCACGGCAUUGCCCAGUCAUAUUUUCCGACCAAGACAAACCCGCACCCCCCGCAGCAGCUUUACAAUUCACACAUGGCCCAUGCUACAUACUUCACGAUGGCAGUGAAUUUGCUGGGAGCCUUGACCUUUUGCUGGUUUUUGCCUCAGCAGAAGGAGCAGUGCAAAGACUGGGCCGAGGACUCGAUUUGGAAACGACCAAGCGUUGGCACGGUGAAUCUACUGCUGGGAGGCGGUGUCUUGCUCUUUUCCGUGGUGGUGUCCCUCUUGAGUGCCUUUCCUGAAACCAAUUGCCUUCAAAUCGCAGGCGGUCCUGGUUGCUGA